Messenger RNA from Tilletiopsis washingtonensis, 708 nucleotides. Its product is annotated as putative isomerase YbhE. Gene Ontology annotation, molecular function: 6-phosphogluconolactonase activity; protein binding. The transcript has 2 exons. The annotation marks the transcript as partial. The record is from RefSeq and is a predicted model, not a curated record. Lineage: Eukaryota; Fungi; Basidiomycota; Exobasidiomycetes; Entylomatales.
GGCCCAGUCAGCAAUCGGCAAGACGGCAGCUACGCGCACGACGUCGUCGUCUCGCCCGACGGUGCCUACGUCUUUGUCUGUGAUCUCGGCGCCGACGUCAUCCGCGUCAUCCGUCCCGCUUCCUCCGCCUGCAAGGAUGCCGCACACGUCGCCGACAUUCCACUCCGCGCCGGCUCGGGCCCGCGGCACCUCAAGUUCUUCGUCGACGCCGCCAAGGGCAAGACGUUUGCCUACCUCUCCAGCGAGUUUGCCAACACCAUCACGUCCUUUCUCUAUGCUCCCACGGCCUCGUCCGACGAGGUGCUGCAGCAGAUCGGCGAGCCGAGCUUCUCCUCGCCGCCGGCGCUGCCGCUGGGCGGCAACAAGGCCGACGGCCCGAAGCGCACCCUCGCAGAGGUGCAAGUCGCGCCGAACGGACGCUUUGUGUUUGCGUCGAACCGCGGCGACUCGCAAGAGGACAGCAUCUCGGUGCUGACGCGCGGCGACAAUGGCCGUGCAAGCUGGACAUACUGGUACCGCAGCGGCGGCCUGAAUCCUCGGCACUUCGAUGUCUCGCCGGACGGCCAGUACCUCUCGGUCGCGAACCAGGACUCGGGCAACGUCGUCGUUCUGCGCGUCAGCGACAAGGAUGGCAGCCUGGACAAGGUGGCCACGCUCGGUGGACUGCCAAAGGUGGCGUUUGCCGGCUUCGCUCCGGCGGACAAGUGA